Solanum stenotomum is the source of this 510-nucleotide messenger RNA. Its product is annotated as protein FAR-RED IMPAIRED RESPONSE 1-like. NCBI's taxonomy places the organism in Eukaryota, Viridiplantae, Streptophyta, Magnoliopsida, Solanales, Solanaceae. The record is from RefSeq and is a predicted model, not a curated record. Gene Ontology annotation, biological process: regulation of DNA-templated transcription. Bases 1 to 510 code for a protein of 169 amino acids. The transcript has a single exon.
AUGCAUGCAUUUUUUGAUGGUUAUAUAUCCGGUCGAAGCUCUCUAAAGCAGUUCGUCAAGCAGUAUGAGUUAGCCUUGCGAUUUAAAUAUGAGAAGGAACUUCAAGCAGAAGCUGACUCACGAAAAAAGCAUGCAGCGCCUUGUAGUGGUUUUGAUUGGGAUUUGCAGCUUCAAACCCAUUAUACUCGACCUAUUUAUGAUGCCUUUGCAGCAGAGCAUUUGAAGCGGUUGUACCACUGUGAAAUUGAAAGACACCAUGACUUCAAUGUCGUGGAGGGAGUUGAGAAGUACAGUGUAACAAAUUAUUCCAUAGCUAAUGAUUUUCAUGGAAAUCGAUUUGUUUACAUUGUGGAAUAUCGGCCACGGAAUCAAUAUUUGGAUUGCAAUUGCAAGAAUUUUCAAAGUGAAGGUGUUGUUUACUGCCACAUUUUAAAGACUAUGUCUCCUUGUAGAAUUAAAAUGUUUCAUGACAGAUAUAUUUUACGCCGGUGGAGAAGGGACGUAAUUUGA